Sphaeroforma arctica JP610 is the source of this 2155-nucleotide messenger RNA. RefSeq lists its product as hypothetical. Gene Ontology annotation, molecular function: RNA polymerase II cis-regulatory region sequence-specific DNA binding; DNA-binding transcription factor activity, RNA polymerase II-specific. Gene Ontology annotation, biological process: regulation of transcription by RNA polymerase II. Bases 46 to 1551 code for a protein of 501 amino acids. NCBI's taxonomy places the organism in Eukaryota, Ichthyosporea, Ichthyophonida. The record is from RefSeq and is a predicted model, not a curated record. The transcript has 3 exons. Gene Ontology annotation, cellular component: nucleus.
UGAAGCACUCAUCACCUUAACUUCACCGGCGCCAGGAUUGACUGAAUGGCGAGCAAUACCGCUGAAAAUAUUCCUUCGCAAUUUGCGGCUGAGAAGCUGUGUGUAGUGUGCAACAAACAAGCUGAUCGAGCUUGUCCCUGCAUGAGUAGAUGCUUUUGUUCUCGGGACUGCCAGAACUACGAUUGGAUUGACGGAGGCCACCAUGAACAGUGUACACACAAAUACAAUACGCCAAUGCUGCCGCCUGACAAGCCGAAUUCGACGUCAUCGCAAAAUAUACUGCAAACUAGCAACCGGGCAGAAAAUUAUACAGACACGUCGUCUAACGAAACGCGCAUAGGCUCAAUCUCUGGCCCUCGGAUGCGAACAGAGCAAUAUUACAAGUCCCAACACGGUUGGACUUCCGGCGCGAGUAACAGCGCGAAUGACUCUACAGGUUAUCACAGUACCGGAUAUUUUCAGGUUGCGGCUAGAAACGGGCGUGCUUUCAGUAUUAGUAGUGGUGUAUACGCAGAUACGACACUGCUUGGGGAAAGCACGGGGAGAGUCUCAUCCAGUGUGUCGGGAACGCCGUACGAAACCUGCGAAACAAGUACGAUGCAUGCUCCGUCGAGUGUGCAUGGUAUACAGGCGUCAGGAAACAAGCUUAUCAAAUCACAUGGCGUCCAUGGAGAUUAUACAAUCGACACUAGUGGCUUCAAAAGUUACACACAGAUGCAUCAAGAAAAAGUGCUCGAAUUGGCUUCUGUGGACGUGGGGGUGGAGAACACACAAGAGUCUGCGACCAGUAAGAAGAGAAGCCACCCCGCAGCUCAUGGCGAUCAACGAGGUGGAAUUAAAAGGGUACAACCCGAUAAGGACACCAGCUUGGUCGGCGAUCUCGGUGUGGAUGUGUUUGUAUGCACAACAACCGGCUGCACAAAAGUUUACAUGUCCCGUGAAGGUCUUGAACAGCACCUGAAAACGCACGAUGAUAUGAAGCCAUUUCCCUGCAAGUGGACUGGGUGCACGAAGCGAUUUACUCAACGGGGGAAUAUGAUCACACAUAUGCGUGCGCAUACGGGCGAAAAACCCUACAAGUGUGACUGGCAAGACUGCGGGAAGAGUUUCGCUACAUCCAGUAAGUUGGUAGUGCACAAAAGAGCUCAUUCUGGUGAAAAACCAUUCGCAUGUACGUGGCAAGCGUGCGGGAAACGGUUUUUGCGUAGUGGAGACUUGGUAUAUCAUCUGCGGACGCAUACUGGCGAACGACCCUACGGAUGUGAAUGGGAAGGGUGCGGUAAGCGUUUCACUCAAGGGGGAAACUUGAUAACACAUAUGCGCUCGCAUACUGGCGAACGGCCCUACAUAUGUACCUGGGAAGGAUGUGCUAAGCGAUUUGCCCAAAGCAGCAGUUUGGAACAUCAUAUAAGUACUCAUACUGGCGAAAAACCCUUCUUGUGCGACGUGGAAGGUUGUGGCAAGCGGUUUGCACGUAGUGAUCACCUGGCCAAUCACAGUCGGUCUCAUGACGCGUUAAAAUCCAAAUCGGGUCCGUCGCUAGCGAGCUAAUUGUUUAUUGGUGAAGUUAAGGCCACCAUGGGAUUUCACAAUACAUUGCUGACAAAUGUGAGUCACCUCGUCGAGAGCGCACAAAACUCGAUGCGCAUCUUAUACAUCCAGAAGUGGGUAUUGAAGCCUUGAAUAUUGCGCCUGGCGUUGACCAUCAUGUGCGCUCCUUGAAUGAUGUGGUAUGUGCAUUCGCCUGAGAUAUUACCCACUGUUUACAUACGUUAUCGAGGACGAAACUUCGUCCAUGUCAGUCGCGUUGCUGCCCUUUAUCAGUCACGUUGGCGUGAACCGGGUUGUGACCUCAUGUUUGAAACCUCGAUAUUUAGAUGUAUCUAUAUGCAAAUGUUGCCGAGCUUUGUGGGGCCGGAUACAAUUUCAGACUCGAGGGGCUCGUGGAUUGACUAAAGUGACAUUCGUAGUAUUUCCAUUAUUCCAUGUUUGGAUGAUUGUUUGCUAUUGGCUGAGGUCGUCAUCGUCCAGAGUAUACUGAAUAAUUGCUUAGUGAUCACGUGCGAUAUAGCAACAUCGUAAGAAUGUAAAGUCAUCAUGUGGCGGCAAAUAAAAGGGCGAAGACUACAGGGUUGGUCUUCGAAUAUAGUAUCGG